AUUGGAUUUCUCUCACUACCCACCAACCCUUGCGGGAUUCUAGUGAGAGAAAGUUUUGUGCUUUCAAUUAAUAGGAAAUCGAAGUUUUGUGGAAGAGAUAAUUUGGGACAUGUCGAGCAGUGCUGCCUCGUUGUGUUGCUCACCAACCCAGAUCAGUGGGUUCGGUCUUAGGCCGGAAAGAUUGAUUCUUUGUCGGCCCAAUUCGUUCUGUUUCUCCAGAAAGAAAGCUCAUGCUGUCGUGAAGGCCACCUCUCGCGUGGAUAAGUUCUCGAAAAGCGACAUCAUUGUUUCUCCCUCGAUUCUUUCAGCCAAUUUCUCAAAAUUGGGCGAGCAGGUAAAAGCAGUAGAGUUGGCAGGUUGUGAUUGGAUUCAUGUUGAUGUAAUGGACGGUCGUUUCGUUCCCAACAUCACAAUUGGACCUCUGGUGGUUGAUGCUCUACGCCCUGUGACGGAUCUUCCUUUGGACGUUCAUCUCAUGAUAGUGGAACCCGAACAGAGAGUACCGGAUUUCAUCAAAGCCGGUGCUGACAUAGUCAGCGUACAUUGUGAGCAGUCAUCAACCAUCCAUUUGCAUCGUACCGUCAACCAAAUAAAAAGCUUGGGAGCCAAAGCCGGAGUUGUACUGAACCCCGGGACGCCAUUGGGCGCCAUAGAAUAUGUGUUGGACGUGGUUGAUCUGGUCUUGAUAAUGUCUGUCAACCCUGGAUUUGGUGGACAGAGCUUUAUCGAAAGCCAAGUAAAGAAAAUCUCCGACUUGAGAAGAAUGUGUGCGGAAAAGGGAGUAAACCCAUGGAUUGAAGUUGACGGCGGUGUAGGUCCGAAGAAUGCAUACAAGGUUAUUGAGGCUGGGGCGAAUGCUCUGGUGGCUGGAUCAGCUGUGUUUGGAGCCCCGGACUAUGCGGAAGCUAUAAAAGGAAUCAAAACUAGCAAGAGGCCAGAAGCAGUGGCCGUUUGAUGUUUGGCAAAGCUUAUAAGACUCCCCUGGACAAGUUUGUGAUUCUCUGUUCCUGAAUCUCUUGAGCAGUUCAAAGCCAAAGAAGAUGGCCCCUCAUGUCAGUCAUUUGUUGCCUUUUGCCUAUUUCCAUCUUAUACUAGGGAGGAUGUAACAAGAAGCUGUAAGAAUCAACAUCCAAGCUGCAAUAUAUAUAAUAUAUACACACCCAUACUGUACGAAUUCAUCUUGUAGAUUGGGGAACAGACACAGAUUGCAUGAAUUCACAUGAAACUCUGCAACAAAAAAGUUGUUCAAUUC
Tarenaya hassleriana is the source of this 1252-nucleotide messenger RNA. Its product is annotated as ribulose-phosphate 3-epimerase, chloroplastic. NCBI's taxonomy places the organism in Eukaryota, Viridiplantae, Streptophyta, Magnoliopsida, Brassicales, Cleomaceae. The transcript is spliced from 10 exons. Gene Ontology annotation, cellular component: cytosol. Gene Ontology annotation, biological process: pentose-phosphate shunt, non-oxidative branch; pentose-phosphate shunt; carbohydrate metabolic process. The record is from RefSeq and is a predicted model, not a curated record. The coding region runs from base 110 to 955 and encodes 281 amino acids. Gene Ontology annotation, molecular function: D-ribulose-phosphate 3-epimerase activity; metal ion binding.